AUGAAUGACAUAAGAGAAUUUCUUGAUCAGUCUGAAAUCAUGAAAAGAGUGCGUAGGAUAUCAGAUGACACCUCCAACGACAAUGGCAAGGAUCGUAUUAGUGCAUUGCCCAAUGAUGUUCUUUGUUCAAUUGUUGACCUGCUAAGUAUAAGGGAUGCCAUACACACUAGCACAUUAUCACGCAGGUGGAAGAACAUUUAUGCACACAAGUCAACAUUGGAAUUUGAUUGGCGAGACAUCAUUUCGAAUGAUGCGAACACAUAUACUCGUGGAAACGUUGCCAUUAGGAAUGUAAGAAAUUUCCAAAGAAGCAUUGAAGCAAUCUUAGCUUCAUACUUGGGCACCAAGCUUGAAUCUUUCAAGGUUCAAUGUUGCUUUGGAAACGAGCAUCCUCGUUACUUCAAAGGCUGGAUCAAUUUUGCUAUAGCAAAAGGGGUUAGAAACCUUGAGCUUGCCUUCAGUUGUGACGAAUUAUCUGAGCGCACGGAUUGGAUAGCCAUUGACUACUAUAACUUUCCUACUCAUCUGCUUCCGAGUGGUGAAGGAUCAAAUCUGAGGCAUGUCUCCCUACGUACAUGCAAGCUGAGGCUAGAUAAUAUAUUCACUGAUCGAUUUAGCACACUCACGAGUCUAGUUUUGUGUGAUGCCAAGUUUGUUGGAAGAGUAGAGCCUAGCAUGUUUUCUUCUUGUUCGAAGCUUGAGUCUUUGACAUUGGAACGGUGCUAUGGUUUCGAAAGCUUGCACUUUGACAACCUUGAUUGUUUGAAAAUGUUGGUGGUGAAGAGAUGCGAAGGGUUGAGAUUGAUUCGCCUAAUUAGUGUCAUCAAUCUUACCACUUUUCAUUGUAUUGGAGACCACGCAGAACUACAAUUAAGAUUGGGAAGGGUUCCCAAUCUGAAGGAUGUCCAUUUAAUGCUGAAGCGGAUUAAUGUGCGUAGUUUUUAUGCCUGGUUGGAGAAACUUAUUAAUCCUCAUUACCACACUCUGAUUGUGGCCAAAUGUGGGUGA
Molecule: messenger RNA, 1008 nt
Organism: Prunus dulcis (almond)
Lineage: Eukaryota; Viridiplantae; Streptophyta; Magnoliopsida; Rosales; Rosaceae
Product: putative F-box protein At1g49610
Exons: 1
Coding region: 1-1008 (335 amino acids)
Molecular function (GO): protein binding
Source: RefSeq, a predicted model, not a curated record